Molecule: messenger RNA, 5533 nt
Organism: Helicoverpa armigera (cotton bollworm)
Lineage: Eukaryota; Metazoa; Arthropoda; Insecta; Lepidoptera; Noctuidae
Product: cytosolic carboxypeptidase-like protein 5
Exons: 17
Coding region: 732-4106 (1124 amino acids)
Biological process (GO): proteolysis
Molecular function (GO): zinc ion binding; metallocarboxypeptidase activity
Source: RefSeq, a predicted model, not a curated record
GAACUGAUUUAUUCGUUUGUGAUUUUUUAUCCUUCAUGUUAGAUAAUUAAUACAACAAUUGAAAAUUAAUUAGAGAAUUAAGUGAACUGCUCAUAAAAGCUUAUAAGCCAAAGCUCAAUGAUUUAGAACUGGAUGAUAAGAUAAAUGAUUCUAUCUAUAUAAAUAUCGCUUGUAAUUCCCGGUCGAACAUUUGGACUCCAGUCGUCCCAUAAUUUAGACCCAACCUAACAAAAUCUCUUUGUUUGGGAUUGAGCACGAUAACAUUUUUCACACUGGCAUUUUCAGUUUUCUUUGUACUCAAGUCGAGCCAGCAAGCAAAUGAAAUGUCGGCCAUCUUGAAUCAAAUUUCAUAAUGGCAUGUGUCUUUCCAAAUAUCAAGUGAUAGCAAUUAAAGCAAUCGGGAAAAUAAUAAAAACUUACCAUAAAACAUUUGCAUAUUUAUAAACUAAAAAUUAAUUAUUCCACCUGGUUUUAAAUAGUUUAAAAAAUUAAAAAGAUCACCAAUAAAACAAAUCAGCUGUUAUCCGUCAAUCGAUGUCAACAAAAUUACAUAAUUUUGUUUAGAAAAACAGUGCAGCCUCCGUUUUUUAGUGUCAUUUUGAAAUUACCAAACAUGAAGAUUCGAUCUAUGAUUCAAUGGACAAAUUGAUAAAGUAGAUGUGUACCCAGCGGCUCACAACAUUGGCGACUGUGAUUUUUUGUAUAAUGUAGUCCGCUGUAAUAUUUUAGUUAUGGAUCAAAACAAUAUAAUUGAGUGCGGUGGAUUUUAUUUUAUUCAUAAUUUUGACUCUGGGAAUCUCGGACAUGUGGAACGGGUGCCGACGGAGCUAAUAGCUCCAAGCUUAAACCCAAAGACAAAUGUAUCAGAAACACCGGACUAUGAAUUCAACAUGUGGACCCGGCCGGACUGUGCCGGCACCGAGUUUGAGAAUGGCAACCGUACCUGGUUUUACUUCGGCGUGCAGGCUAGUGAGCCUGGCGUACUGGUGCGGUUGAAUCUAAUAAACCUGAACAAGCAAGGCAAGAUGUACAACCAAGGCAUGGCGCCGGUGACAAGGACGCUGCCCGGCAAGCCUCAGUGGGAGAGGAUUAGGGACCGUCCUGUACACUCGACGGACGACAACACAUUCACCCUGAGCUUCAAGUACCGUACAUCAGAGAACUUGAAAGCGACCACAUUCUUCGCUUUCACAUACCCGUUCUCUUUUGCUGAGCUGCAGAUAGCCCUCAACUCCAUCGACUUGAAGAUGCUGCCUCUGCCACCGCCGCAGUCAGCUGAUGAUAUCUACUAUACGAGGGAAUGCCUUAUUUAUUCUUUAGAAGGGAGGCGAGUGGACCUUCUAACAAUCACGUCCCACCACGGCAUUACAAACGAGAGAGAGGAAAGGCUCAAGAACUUGUUCCCCGACCCCCAGGAGAGGCCCUACAAGUUUCAGAACAAGAAAGUGAUAUUCAUAUCAGCUCGAGUACAUCCAGGAGAAACCCCUUCAAGCUUCGUGUUCAACGGUUUUCUGAACCUCUUGUUAACCCGUAACGACCCCAUCGCGAUCCAGUUAAGAAAACUCUAUGUGUUCAAAAUGAUCCCGUUCCUGAACCCUGAUGGGGUCGCCCGCGGACAUUAUAGGACCGACACGAGAGGGGUCAACUUGAACCGGGUCUAUUUGAACCCUUCGUUGGCUCAUCAUCCUACCGUGUAUGCUUCGAGGGCGUUGAUAAGAUAUUACCACUAUGGCACAGAGAAGGAAGACUUCUGUGAUGAUAACAAGAGUUUUACUUCGCGCAGCAUACAGAACAUUAGCGAGAGCGCUGAGCUUCUAGAAGUGAAAAAGAAGAAACCGUCAAGCACGAACGCGAAAGUGGGCGAGUACAACAAGCGAGAGAAGCCUAAGAUAACGAGUAACAAGUCUGCUACUACCAUCAAACCUCCUUCUUCCACGUCAGAUAGCUCUAAGAAAGAGUUCAAAACGCUUAGUGGUGAAGCGGCGAAUUUGGCUGAACAAGUAUACGACUUAAAACUGCAUGAACAGCCGUCACAAACCAGCGAUUCUUCCUCCAAGCCAUCUGUGUCCAACAUUGGGGAGUCGCCCUCUCUCCUGAACGACAACUUGCUCCGAGCCUGUCUGGGGUCCACAGUACAUCUGAGCACUAGUGAGGAGCUCAACUUUCAAGGACCCAACCCGCUGAGACCUCUGAGGGAUACGCUCAAAAAUAGUAUCAGUCUGCUCAUGGAGUCUACGUCGUCUGUUGCUUGUGACGGCUUAGCCGGCAAGGAGUCCCGGCAGUCGAACGUGAAGAUGGGCUGGUGCCAGGACUGCAGGACGGCGGUCAGCAAGCUGGAGGACACCAUGCCCGGCAUCACGAGCAUGGUGCCCGGGUAUAAUGUUGCCAUGGUGAGUAGUACAUACACAGUGACAGGCAAGGAGUCUCGACAGUCGAACGUGAAGAUGGGCUGGUGCCAGGACUGCAGGACGGCGGUCAGCAAGCUGGAGGACACCAUGCCCGGCAUCACGAGCAUGGUGCCCGGGUAUAAUGUUGCCAUGUCUCAGGACCCAUCAGACCCGCCAGCCAAGGACGACAAUAUCCACUUCUGCACGAACUGCUUCAAGAGAUACGUACUCACGGAGUCUAAUGAAGAAAUCGUAUGCAGCGUGGUAUCGACGCAGAGCGUUGCGGUGUCGGCGGAGGAGAGCUCCGAGCAUCGCACCGACACGGACUCGCACGACACCGUCGCCGGCAGCACGGGGGACGCUGUCGUUACUGUCAGCACAGCUAUAACUGUCCCAAAAGAAGAGAAGCCCAAGUCUCCCGUUACAAGGCAGGCUAAGAAGAAAGCUGUGCCCGUGCCGAGCGCCAAUAAUAGUAGCGCCACCGUCACGAAAUCACCGCCCAAAGAGACCGAGUCGGGACUGUACUUGUAUAUAGAUCUGCAUGGACAUGCUUCCAAAAAAGGUAUAUUCAUGUACGGCAACCACUUCGACGACCUAGAGAGCUGCGUGGAGUGCAUGCUGCUCCCUCGUAUCAUGUCCAUGAACAACCUGCACUUCCACUUCUCCUCCUGCAACUUUACCGAGAGGAAUAUGUAUCUCAAGGACCGUCGCGACGGCAUGUCUCGCGAAGGCUCAGGCCGAGUCGCAGUAUUCAAAGCCACAGGACUAGUGCGUUCAUACACAUUAGAGUGCAACUACAACACGGGACGCCUAGUGAACGUCCUCCCGCCGACGUUACGCGAGGGGCCCGCCACCCUCCCCGCGCCGCCCGCCCCGCUGCCGCCCAAGUACACCCCGCACAUCUUCGAAGAGGUAAACCCCUUCCAGGUGGGCCGUUCCCUGGGCGCGUCGAUCUUAGACCUGACGGGGCAACACCCGAACUCACGCAUCCCUUGCUCGGAGCAUCGCAACUUGUCCGCCGUGCGCGAGUGGCUUCGAGCUCACACUAGAACUAUGCGUCCACAGCUGACGAUGUCGCGUUUACGACCCAAGACGGUGUCCCCUCCCCGUGUGCCGCUGUACGCUCGCUCUAAGGGCAAGGUGACCGAGGAGCGCAAGGAGAACACGUACGUCGGCGCCAAGACCGACACCGAGCGCAAGCGCAGCCCGCCCGUGCUGGCGCCGCGCUCCGGACACGACAUCAUGAACCUCAACAUGAAGUUCGGCAAGAAGAACGAGCCCGUCAAGACCGCCUCCCGCACUAGAUACCUCAGCGAAAAUGAGCCCAAGCCCAAAACGCUGUCCACCAAGCGUAGGAACAUUCUAGCGAUACGGAAACCCAACUCGAGCAAGACGCAGGUGAGCGGUGGGGUGGUGAAGGCGAAGAUGAGCCGGCGGUCGGCGGACGACGCGGAGAGCCCGCGCACCUCCAUCGUGUCGGGCAAGCUCAGCAAGCGCAGCUUCACGCGCUCCGGCCGCGGCUCCGCCACGCGCAGCUCGCGCCGCACCGCCGCCUCGUCCUCGUCCGACGACAUGCUGGGCGGCACGUGGGAGGACGUGGCGGGCGGCACGGUGCUGGGCGGCCUGCACGACGCGCUGCCGCUGCCCGGCAAGCGCCGCUCCUUCCCCAACCCCGCGCCCGCGCACCUCAAGAAGAUCCGCCUCAAGACCGUCAUGUAGCGCCGACUGCGCCGACCCGCCCGACACUCGCGCAACCCCAACUGACCGGGACGGCUAGUCCGUCCGUCUCCAAUGUACUGUCGGCCAGAAUUGUGGUCUUCACCACCCUGUGGGCGAGGCUCCUUUAGACGUCAUGAAACUACAAAGUCGAUAUCCUCUUACACUUAGUUAGAAAAGUAUACCUGAGCUAAGUAGAUCUCGCAGAAACUUAUGAAAACUACCUACUCGACCACUUUCAUAGCUGACGACAUCAGAGCGGUCGCCGCGUGUGACGCGUCGUGCAGCUGCGGCGGGCUCGACGCUCCGGCCACGUCACUGCCAGCGCUGAGCUAGUUACCCAACCACCGUCAAUGGCAAUCAAGUGUGGGGUUACAUUUGGCGCCUGUCCGUAACUUAUGCCAUUAAAAAUUGUGUGUGAUCUUCUCCUCACUGUCCUAUCGAUCUAGCUAUAGUAUUUUGUCUCGUUUUAUGUUUAGGGUUAAUAUCGUUUCUAACUGCGACUUGCCACCAGUAGGAGUUUACGAUGGUUGAUUUAAAACUUUUAUUUUAUUUUUAUUUAUUGGUAGAAAUAUUUUUAAUGGCAUGAGAUAUAAUUAAUGUGAGCUAGUGUUGUAACUUAAAUUUUCUUUGCUUUAUUAAACCCUGUAACUUGUGAUUAUGUUGACUGAACGGGCGACUAAAUUCUUGUGUUCUCUUUAGCAUAAUGUUUUAUAUGUCAAUUUUUAUCGUUUAAAAUUGGAAGUCUGUAUAAUGUUUAAUCCCAAUUUUUGUGGAUUGAAAUAUUUAUUUAACAAAAGAAGUUUUUUACUGUAAGAUUUUAUAUAAAGACAGAAAUAUUAUUAUUGUUUGCGGUGAAGAUUAUCAUCCCCUGUAGGCGAGUUGAAUGCUCAUGGAGCAAUGUUUUCAAAAUGUGCUAAUAAUGUAUAAUGUACUAUUGAUCUCAUUUAUGAAAUUUAGCAGGAAGCUGGUUUCAAGAGUGCUCAUAUCUAUUCAAUCACAAAUAUUUCUGUGCCCAUCCAUGACUUGUUUUAGCAGCUUUCAAAAUACCGAAAAAAAUGGAAACAGAAAUAGCAACAGAAACAAAGUGUUUGUGAUAUAAAACAGCUACUUGAUUUAUAAAGGGUUUUUUUAGAAUAAUGUAUGUAUUAUUAACAUAUUAACUUGUCUACACAUAGAGUAAGAAGCGGACGUGGCUUACAUGAGCGACAAGUUCCGCGCCACCAAUCUUAGUGCAAUAAUUUUAUAUGAAUUACUAUAUGUACCGGAAGUUUUAUAUACAAACGUAACACUAAAAACAUACUUUCAAAAUUCAUAUGUAUAAUACAGUGUUUACGGUAGAAAUGCGUAGUGUGUAUAUUUUAAAACAGUAACUAUUUAUUUAUCUGAAAUAUUAAUAUAUGGUUAAAUAACAUACAAUGUUCUCACAA